AUGGCUCAUGCAACGCUUACCGAGCUUUUACCUUCCAUAUCACCGGAAGUGGGUACUGCCACAUAUCUGACAGGUACAACUGAUCCCGAUGAUCAUGCUGAUAACGACAGCGAUCUGUUGUAUUUGUACGAUCGGAUCAACAGCUCAGAACAAUCACCGGUAUUUGUCGCCGCUGAUCUGAAUAUCUUACCGCUUCAGCUAAUUACCGACAAGGAUGAUUCGAAGAGUGAGCUUUUGAGGGAAAUUCGUCAAUUGAAACGAUUCAUCCAGGAUGCUCUCAAUGGACGGGUCGAUGAACCACCGACAACCCAGGCUGAUAGUGGUGUACAAACAAUAAAUGAGGGACAGCCCGAUUGUGAUCUUCAUGGACAAUCAUCAUCAUCAUCAUCCGGUUACUGUUUAGCAUCACCAAAACCAAGCUUCAAAUCAUCCACCAAUGCUUCCACAUCUUCACCGGAAUUACCAGUAUCAACAAGUUCAAUAAAUAGCACACCAUGUUCAUCAUUAAUUCCAACAAUGAUGGCAUCAUCUGCUUCACCCCAUCAUCAUCUGGAAAAUAAUCGAAGUGUUAUUAGUGCAAAUAGUAGUAUGUUUAGUGGUACUUUGGCAUUAAAUGAUAAUAAUAGUUUAAGUAAUGGUAAUAAUCGGGAUGGUACUAGUACGAGUAAUAUAACAACUAGUAUCACUAAUAAUCAUAAUCGACGUAAGCGUGAUGGUUGCGGAAAUCGUCUUGAUGCUAUGGUACGAAAAUUAGCCAAUCGACAAAAAGAAAAAGAAGCUGCUGCAGUUGCCACAUUAGGAUCAACUGGUAUAUCCAUGUGUUCGGGACCAACCAUAUCAACAAUCUCAUCUGCAUCUCCUUCAUCAUUAUCAUCCAUUUUCACUGCUGCUGCUACUACUACUACAAAUCUGGUGCUACCACCGGAACAAUCAUUACCACCAGCUAAGACUAUUUGGCAUACGCAAAUGAUUGAUCCGGUUGCAUAUGUCAAUAUGCUCCGUACAAUGUCCGGUGCUGCUGCUGCUGCGGUGGCGGCAACUGCCAUUUCGUCACCCUCAUCAAUCUUUCCGUCAAUCAACAAAACGAUGCAAAGUGAUCGGUAA
Cercopithifilaria johnstoni is the source of this 1104-nucleotide messenger RNA. The record is from the annotation of a GenBank genome assembly. NCBI's taxonomy places the organism in Eukaryota, Metazoa, Nematoda, Chromadorea, Rhabditida, Onchocercidae.